Cladophialophora yegresii CBS 114405 is the source of this 1236-nucleotide messenger RNA. RefSeq lists its product as uncharacterized. Lineage: Eukaryota; Fungi; Ascomycota; Eurotiomycetes; Chaetothyriales; Herpotrichiellaceae. Bases 1 to 1236 code for a protein of 411 amino acids. The transcript has a single exon. Gene Ontology annotation, biological process: regulation of transcription by RNA polymerase II. Gene Ontology annotation, molecular function: zinc ion binding; DNA-binding transcription activator activity, RNA polymerase II-specific. The record is from RefSeq and is a predicted model, not a curated record.
AUGCCUUCGCGGCGCUCGCAUCAGAAAAGCCGGCGUGGCUGCUUGGCCUGCAAACAAGCCCACAUCAAAUGCCGAGAAGACGGGCCGCCGUGCGAGCGUUGCAGAUUGAGAGGAACCACCUGUACAUAUCCCGAUCCGCCGCCGAGUCUCCGGCAAGACAACACCUCGCCACCAAAGAAUGGUUUACUACCGGCGCCCGGCGCUGAUGACGAGUCACAACCGGCGGAGGAGCCGCAGUUCCCCAGCAGCACGCGCCUGCUGGAACUCCAACUCAUGCAUCGAUGGUCCACGGUCACCUACAAGAGCGUGUGCACUCCGGCUGCCGGGGACGGGCCUGUGUGGCGUGACAAGCUACCGAAGUGGGCACUCAGACACGACUUCCUGCUGAAUGGUAUGUUGAGCCUCACGGCGUUCGAAGCAGCCAGUGCUUCGGUCGCAGGACAAAAUCGCGACCGCUACGUCACGGCGGCGAUCGAGUACCAGUCCGUCGCGCUGACCCAGUUUCGCCAACACCUGCAACUGGUUCAGAUGGGACCACAUCGCCAUCCGAGCAACAGCAGCUUUGAGCCCGUGCUGGCCUUUUCGAUGAUGUUGAUGGUUCUGGCGCUGGCCUCGGCGCAGUUCACGGGUGGGCAGGGCAUGGUGCAAAACACCAUCACGCACUACCAACUCAUUCGCGGGUGUGGCACCGUGCUCGGCGACGCGGGAGAGGAAUACCUCGCCUCAAACCCUUACGUGCUGAAACUCACGCGCUUCGACGACCUCCCGCGGUUACCCGUAGAUUCGCCGUCGGCCGUCGUGCUAGCCAGAUUGAACGAGGCCAACGAGCGCAGGCUGACUGGGAGCGUCGGCGAGCCGUACGAAGCGAGGGUCCAACACGUCAAGUAUUUCGAGGCGUGCAAGAAAUCGAUCGGCCUAUUGGAGCAGUAUUUCGCCAAAUGUAUGGGGGACGUCGUCGACGAAAGCUAUCAAGGAUAUAUACUUGGGUGGCUGAACAUGGCGGGCGACGAGUACGUCUCAGCCAUCAAGGACGGAGAUCGUGUCGCGUUGCUGGUCUUGAUGCUCUGGGGCGCCGUGGUGGAGCAGCUGGGCCACAAGGUCUGGUGGGCCAGGCGGUUUGGGAGGUUGGUGGUCGAGGAGAUUGCCAUGCAGGUGGGCAAGGACGGCGACGCUGAUGCGUUGACCAGGGAGAUCAUCGCGUUGGCGAUCGAGUGGGUUGUCCGAGCCAGAACUUGA